Messenger RNA from Closterium sp. NIES-65, 783 nucleotides. NCBI's taxonomy places the organism in Eukaryota, Viridiplantae, Streptophyta, Zygnematophyceae, Desmidiales, Closteriaceae. The record is from the annotation of a GenBank genome assembly.
AUGAUGACAUACGAGGCAAGCCUAUUCGUCUCAUUUGGCUCUGGUUUCGUUCCGCGUUGCCGUCCCUCCGUUAGAUUGCUGUCCUUCCGUCAGGUUGCUGUAGCUCCGUCAGGGCGGGAGGAGCAGCGCAAGGGGGCGAUAGGGGAGGCCCUGACGCAUUUGGCGGAGGAGCAGCGCAAGGGGGCGAUAGUGGAGGCACUCACACACUUCUCGGUGCUCUCGGCCAAUGCCAUGGCGACAGGUGUCACCACCACGCGCAUGCGCCUGCAGCUCAUGAAAAAGUACUCAGAAUUGUGGGACUUCUGGUUGACAGAGGAGGAUGUAAACCCAUCAGCGCCUUUUUCCACCUCUUCCCACCUCAUUCUGCCCUUUUCCCUCUCGUCUCCCCCCUUCCCCUCCCCCUCCCCGUCUUCUCUCUCCCCACCACCAGAAAUACUCAGAAGUGCAGGACUUUUGCGAAGGGCCUACACCUACUCGUACAUCAGGCGAUGGGGUGGGUGGGGCGGUGCAAUCAGGCGAUGGGUGGGUGGGGCGGUGCAAUCAGGCGAUGGGGUGGGUGGGGCGGUGCAAUCAGGCGAUGGGGUGGGUGGGGCGGUGCAAUCAGGCGAGGGCGGUGCAAUCAGGCGAGGGGCGGUGCAAUCAGGCGUUGGGGUGGGUGGGGUGGUGCAAUCAGGCAAGGGGUGGGUGGGGCGGUGCAAUCAGGCAAUCUCGGUCAAACCCGCUCCCUCGAAGUCCAACUUUCUUCCCUUCAGGCCUCUAGGACGGAAUUGCAUAGCAGGCUAG